Arachis ipaensis is the source of this 1424-nucleotide messenger RNA. RefSeq names its product protein EXORDIUM-like 5. The record is from RefSeq and is a predicted model, not a curated record. Lineage: Eukaryota; Viridiplantae; Streptophyta; Magnoliopsida; Fabales; Fabaceae.
UAUAUAUAAUCUCUCUCACUCUCCACUCACUCCCUCCUCCUUCACCACCACCACCACCAACCAUGUCUCACUUCCCGAAAUAUCUUCUUUUAGUUACCAUUUUGUCGCUCCUCCACGCUCUCCUUCCCCAAUGCAGAGCCUCAGCCACACCAAACAAUGACCAACAACAAGAGCAACAAUUCCAAACCCUGCAAACCAACCCAUCAUUCUUCAACCCAAGAGUCCCACUUUCCUCAUCGAAACGUUUCGAGGGCUCAUCGGAUUUGGUGAACUUGAAAUACCACAUGGGCCCGGUGCUUUCUUCUCCGAUCAACAUCUACCUAAUCUGGUACGGUAAGUGGUCGCAAGACCACAAGCUCACAAUCAAGGACUUCCUUCAUUCCAUUUCCGAUUCACGCGCCGCCUCACCUUCCGUCGCCGACUGGUGGCGCACCGUUUCCCUCUACACUGACCAGACCGGCGCCAACAUUUCUCGAUCCGUCUCUAUCGCCGGCGAGUACGCCGACACGCGCUACUCCCACGGCAACGCACUCACGCGCCUAUCCGUACAGCAGGUCAUCGCCACUGCCGUCAGGUCCAAGCCAUUCCCCGUCGACCACCGCAACGGGAUCUACCUAGUCCUCACCGCCGGCGACGUCACUAUGGAGGACUAUUGCCGCGCCGUCUGCGGCUUCCACUACUUCACGUUCCCCUCCAUGGUCGGUUACACGCUCCCCUAUGCUUGGAUCGGGAAUUCCGGCCGCCAGUGCCCCGAGGUCUGCGCCUACCCCUUCGCCGUGCCGGCGUACAUGGCUGGCGGAGGCCCGGGGGAGCUCUCACCGCCGAACAGAGACGUUGGCAUCGACGGCAUGAUUAGUGUGAUAGGGCACGAGUUGGCAGAGCUUUCGUCGAACCCGCUGGUGAAUGCGUGGUACGCCGGGGAGGAUCCGACGGCGCCGACGGAAAUUGGGGAUCUGUGUGAAGGGCUGUACGGCAGCGGAGGUGGGGGAGGGUACAUUGGGCAGGUGAUGAAGGAUAGGGAAGGGAAAACAUUCAAUUUGAAUGGGAGGAAUGGGAGGAAGUUCCUUGUGCAGUGGAUUUGGAGCCCUGUUUUGAAGGCUUGUGCUGGCCCCAAUGCUAUAGAUUAGGGUUCUCUUCUUUGUGGUCCAUGCCUCCUUUUGAUUUCGGUGGAGUGGUCGGUGUUGGUGCUGGUGCUGGUGGUUGUUUCCAGCCAGGGGUUUUACAUAAAUAUCUUGUUUUAAUUGCUAUUAUUUGUAAUUUUUUGGUUGUUUUUUAUUUGGUAGAAACAUAAAAGAGGAUGAAAACUUUACAGCAGUAUAUCAGCAUAGCAUUGUUAUUGCUUAUUACAAUGCAAAUUACUAUUUAUAUUGUAUCAUAUAUGUAAUGAUCGAAUUAAUUCCUUUCUAAUUUUUACCACGCUUCUU